Molecule: messenger RNA, 1192 nt
Organism: Piliocolobus tephrosceles (Ugandan red Colobus)
Lineage: Eukaryota; Metazoa; Chordata; Mammalia; Primates; Cercopithecidae
Product: cytoplasmic polyadenylated homeobox-like
Biological process (GO): regulation of transcription by RNA polymerase II
Cellular component (GO): nucleus
Molecular function (GO): DNA-binding transcription factor activity, RNA polymerase II-specific; RNA polymerase II cis-regulatory region sequence-specific DNA binding
Source: RefSeq, a predicted model, not a curated record
UACUCUCUGAUCUCCGUGGAGUCCGGGUCUUCUACCCAAGAUGAAUUCGGAUGGCACUUCAGGUGGUUUCCCAGCCGAAGAGAAUCAUCAUAAUGAAGAAAGACAAACAAACAAAGAAAGAAAAACAAAACACCGACAUAAAUUUUCCGAAGAAUUACUGCGGGAACUCAAGGAAAUAUUUGGAGAAAACUGUUAUCCUGAUUACACAACUAGGAAAACACUGGCCAACAAAUUUGAAUGUCCAGUGAAUGUAAUAGAUAAUUGGUUCCAAAAUAAAAGAGCCAGACUUCCACCUGCAGAAAGACACAGAAUAUUUGUUCUUCAGAAAAAGCAUUAUUUUCCAGUCCAAGCCCAUCCAUUUUUAAGCUGCCAGGAGGCCCAGGCUGCAGCUCCCAACUAUGCCACAGAGCAGAGCUUCUCUGGAGCCCAGGGGGUUUUGAUUAGAAGAGCUGGUUGCUCCCUUCUGGAGAAACAGAAGAUUCCCAGUCAACAGAUGGGCUACAAUUGCUUCUCUUUGGAGAACCAAGAGAUUCUCAGUCAACAGGUGGGCCCCCAGUGUUCUUAUCUGGAGAAACCGGGGAUUCCCAGUCAACAGGUGGCCUCCCAGAGAUACCAUCUGGUCACAGGCACUGGAAAGCAACCACGCUGUGCUUUGGAGUAUGGAGGUGACACAAGAAGUGGGCAUUCUACUGACUAUCGUUUUCUCAGCUACAACUCUGCAGUAUGCCUUCAUCCUCCUCCAUCUUCUGUGCCAUAUUUUCAUGGAGAAAGGACUGAAACCAGGGAAAGCCAGCAUGCAAGUCCCUUCCUUUUGGAUUAUGCUCAAGGCGCAUAUGGGGUGAAGAAAGACCAUUGUCAUUGCUCAUUCUCUCUCUCACUGCUGCGAGAACAGCAGCAGAAUGAUUGGCAGUAUCACCCGCAGCAGCACCAACAGCCUCAGAAUUACUUAGAGGGGAUGAUGGUCCAGGAACGGCUGCCGAUGGACUCAGGCCCUUGGGAUCUAGGGAAGCAGUGGCCCUCGGCUCCGUCACAGCUGCAGAGUCAACUGCCUCAGAAUAAUGGAAAGCCGUUGUGCUCUCAACUGCAGCACGUGCCUCCCCAAAUAGCUGCCGACUCACCCCUGCUGUGUCUGGGGCAAGAUAUGCAGGAAGGGGCUUCAGAGCAACCCAGGGCCCAAGUGCAGCAACUUUAA